CAGAAAAAAUGUCCAUAUAUACAUGGAGAUGGCCCAGACCCUAAUGGAAGCGGUGUUUGAUGUGCCCUACAAGGACGUCCGAACGAAAAUAGAGAACCUGUCCAAAAAGUACAGGCAGGAAAAAUAUAAAAUGGGGCCAAGCGGUGGCGCUCCUUCCUCAUGGCAGCAUUAUGAGUUGGUCCACUCGUUUUUAGGCGCAUACCGCAUCCACAACAUGGAGCAGAACACCUUGGAGAACGAGAAUACUAGGGAAUACUUUGUGGAGCUCUUGGACCCAGAUGACAGGGAAGCCUCUACCUGCAGCGGCAGUCAACGCUCAGGCAGCACUGCGCCCCCUGCGCGCAAAGGUGGACCAUAAGUCGGAGC
Molecule: messenger RNA, 366 nt
Organism: Drosophila subpulchrella
Lineage: Eukaryota; Metazoa; Arthropoda; Insecta; Diptera; Drosophilidae
Exons: 3
Coding region: 23-358 (111 amino acids)
Source: RefSeq, a predicted model, not a curated record